CGGUGGCAGGGAGGCAGGUGGGCCUCGGGGCCGCGGCGGGGAGGCCGCGCAGGGCGGGCGGGCGGUGACGGGGGCGGACGGGGUCCUGGCUCGCGGCCCUUUCUCUGCCCCGCGGCCGGCGGCGCUGCCGGGCGUGCCCCAGCCCCCCGCCAUGCUGUACCUCAUCGGGCUGGGACUGGGGGACGCCGAGGACAUCACGGUGAAGGGCCUGGAGGCGGUGCGGCGGUGCGGCAGGGUGUACCUGGAGGCGUACACCUCCCUACUGCCCGCCGGCCGUGAGGCGCUGGAAAAGUUUUAUGGAAAAGAAUUGAUUUUGGCUGACCGAGAAAUGGUGGAACAGGAAGCAGACAGCAUCUUAAAGGACGCCGAUGUUAGCGAUGUCGCUUUUCUCGUUGUUGGCGAUCCCUUUGGGGCCACGACGCACAGUGAUUUAGUACUACGUGCAGUAAACUUGGGGAUUCCGUACAGGGUCAUUCACAAUGCCUCCAUAAUGAAUGCAGUAGGAUGCUGUGGACUACAGUUGUACAAUUUUGGAGAGACGGUUUCUAUAGUUUUCUGGACAGAUACAUGGAAGCCAGAAAGUUUUUUUGACAAGAUCAAGAAGAACAGGCAGAACGGAAUGCACACACUGUGCUUGCUUGAUAUUAAAGUGAAGGAGCAGUCUGUGGAGAAUCUAAUGAAAGGAAGGAAGGUUUAUGAGCCGCCGCGCUACAUGAGCGUGAACCAAGCUGCAGAACAACUUCUCACCAUUAUUCAAAAUAGGAGGCUCCAAGGAGAAGAACCAGAAAUUACUGAAAACACAAUUUGUGUUGGACUUGCACGUGUGGGUGCUCAAGAUCAGAAGAUUGCUUCAGGCACGCUACAUCAGAUGUCCACAGUGGAAUUAGGCGGUCCACUACAUUCCAUGAUCGUUACAGGCACUAUGCACCCUCUGGAAUUAGAAAUGCUUAAGCUUUUUUCUGUAGAUAGUUCCACGUUUGAAAACAAUGCAUUUCAAAGGAACGCUUAAAUAAAAAUAGCAUUUUUUUUUAUUUGAUCUCUACAUUCCUGACAGCAUAUAGUUAUUUUUCUGAAUAAGUAAUGCUUAGAUUAAAUGCAUUUAGAUUGUACUUAGCUACAGAAGAUAACACUGUACGAACAUUGACCUGCUUUAACUUCAGACUACAAACUGCAAGAUACACCUGCUAGUAUGUUUUCAUCAAGUCAAGACAUCUUCAGAAGCCUCUAAAACCUUAAUGCUUUACUUUGUCUAGUUCAGUUCAUCAACAUCUCCAUCCACCUUAGGUUGAUCACAGGGACAAGGGGUGCAAGUACAAAACUGAAGAGCUAUACCAGAUGUCUACGUGGCAUCACUUCUCUGUAAAAACAAUUAAUCAAGUCUAUUACAACAG
Molecule: messenger RNA, 1391 nt
Organism: Anas platyrhynchos (mallard)
Lineage: Eukaryota; Metazoa; Chordata; Aves; Anseriformes; Anatidae
Gene: DPH5
Product: diphthamide biosynthesis 5
Biological process (GO): protein histidyl modification to diphthamide
Molecular function (GO): diphthine synthase activity
Source: RefSeq, a predicted model, not a curated record